AUGAGGUUCACCACUCUCUGCCUCACCGCCCUAGGCUUCAUCGGCCUCGCCAUGAGCCAAGGCAGCGAGACAACCCUAACAACAAGGCCAUGCAACAACCCCAAGUACUGCACUACAGUACGCACUCCACCAGCCCGCUCCAACGUCUACACCUCCAAGGAAACCACCGACUCCACGGAACUCACCCGCACCAUCACCGCGCACCGCCGCCAGCUCACCGUAGUCGAGUCUCACACCCGAGCCAGCGUCCACACCUCCAAGUCCAUCAAGACGCACAAGCCUCCAAAGCCGUCCAAGACCAAGACCUCCGGGGACUCGGAAAUCCCUAAGCCCUCCGAGGGUUUCGAUGAUUCGGUCAAGCCGACCCGGAUGAGCGUCACCGCUCAGCGUCGCCAGGCCCUGCCAACUACUGCGACUUGCACUGAGAUCACCUCUUGGGACUCGAAGACUUAUGCGACUGCGAUAUCUACGCAUAUUCAAUGCGGACCAGACAAGUCUAAGCCUACUUGCUCUACCUCGUAUGAGUGUGGAUGUCACUCCUCCGCCUUUACGAGAGACGAUAAUCCUGAUAUACAUUUUUGCUGGCCCAUGGCGACUAGCACUAUCUUCCCCCCGGACUACGGCGGUGGACGGUCUCAGCGGUGGGUCGCGAGGCAGGCAAGGGCCACUCAUGCGCCUAGACUUGCGUCUCAGGAUCUCGGAGGUCGGUCUCAGCGUCUUGUUGCCAGGCAAGCAGUGCCGACAUCAACUUGUUCUCCGGGCCAUGUUGGAAGCGACUGCAGCGUUGUCGUCUCGCCGCCUAAACCGACGAAGUCUUGUCCUCCGGGUUGGGUUGGGCCUGACUGCCCUUUCGCAAGUCAUGUUCCAAGCACCCCGACGGCUACGGCUACCAGAGAUAUUUACGCUCGUCAAGAGGCUGAAGCGGGUGGGAAGCCAGUCUACGUUGUCACGGUCACCCACGUUAAGCGUGUAACCGCUCGUCAAGAAGCUGGACCGACUGAUUUAGUCGAGGUCAUGACGAACACGAACACGAACACUAAAGAAGCUGGACCCAUUGACCCGAUCGUUGUCAUCACUGUCACUAAAACUCACGAUAUUAAUGAACGUCAAGAGCCUGAGCCGACUGACCCAGUCUACGUCGUCACAGUCACCGAUAUUAUCGCUACUACCGCCCAUCAAGAGCCUGAGCCAACUGACCCAAUCUACGUCGUCACGGUCACCAACACCCUCGCUACCACCGCCCAUCAAGAAGCCGAACCAACUGACCCAAUUUACGUCGUCACAGUCACCGACACCGACGCUGCCAACCCACUUCAAGAGGUUGAACCGACUGACCCAGUCUACGUCGUUACCGUCACCGCCACCAACGCCGUCAACGCACGCCGAGUUCCUGACAAAAUUUCUGCUUCCAUUGAGCCUCAGAUGACGGCAGCCAAUUACGGAUGCCCACCAGGUACUUGUGGAUCAGCUUGUCGUUCCGGUCAUUACUGCAACAAACUGUUUGGUCGUGUCGCUGCUGUGGAGGAUGGUGUUUCGAAGGAGCCGUUGGCUUCCGAGGAACCUGUGCCUACGAGGGGGGGUUAG
Alternaria triticimaculans is the source of this 1584-nucleotide messenger RNA. RefSeq lists its product as uncharacterized. The transcript has a single exon. The record is from RefSeq and is a predicted model, not a curated record. The coding region runs from base 1 to 1584 and encodes 527 amino acids. Lineage: Eukaryota; Fungi; Ascomycota; Dothideomycetes; Pleosporales; Pleosporaceae.